Messenger RNA from Galdieria sulphuraria, 781 nucleotides. RefSeq lists its product as uncharacterized. NCBI's taxonomy places the organism in Eukaryota, Rhodophyta, Bangiophyceae, Galdieriales, Galdieriaceae. The record is from RefSeq and is a predicted model, not a curated record. Bases 26 to 754 code for a protein of 242 amino acids. The transcript has a single exon.
GAUCUUUCUUUACCGUUGCCACACAAUGGGUCAGCAAUGGAGUCAAACAACCCCUUCUUAUGAAGUCAAAACAAACUUGACUUGUUCUUAUUCGGAUAACAAACAGAAAGGCUCCAACCAGGUUGUCACUGUCAAUCCUCCUCCUGAGCAAAGACAAGAUACUCACAGAAAGCGAGAAGCAUCUCUUCAUCCGUUGUUGCAGGAACUGGAGCAACUUUCAUCUGUCCAACCACUGCAAGUUGAUAAUUCAAACGAGAUAAGGUUGAUACAAGAGACCAAACAACUUGCAGAUAUGGCAAUAUUGAAAAGGUUUUACUCUGGAAACACUGUGGGUUUGAAGGGUGUUUUGAGUGCCGACGAAAAAAAGCAUUCCAUAAGUUUUCACAGCAAUAGUUUGCAUCAACUUGCUACUGUAAAAAAAGAAAUGAUUGAAAUAUUAAUCAGUCGUCAGGAACAGUUACAGUUACAAACAGAUGGUGUCUUGGAAAAAACCAAACAAGUUUGUCAACAACUAGAAACCAAGGCAGACCAGUUGAGAAGAGUGAGCACUGGUAUCCGACAGAUAGAGAAGUUGUUGGUAACCUUAUGCGACUGUCAAGAACUACUGACGAAAAGUCUUGAGUUGACUUCAGAAAUACGAGCUCGUAGUGGGUCCAGUAGAAUGGAAACUAUAUGUAGUUUUCGAGAGUAUCUAAGUUCACAUGCACCUGAGCUAUUGAUAGAUGACAAUAUGACUUUACUUCCCAACUCAUGAAAGUCAUUUCAAGUUAUUUAUUUUUAU